Messenger RNA from Priapulus caudatus, 1558 nucleotides. RefSeq names its product SET and MYND domain-containing protein 5-like. Gene Ontology annotation, molecular function: histone H4K20 methyltransferase activity; protein binding. Lineage: Eukaryota; Metazoa; Priapulida; Priapulimorpha; Priapulimorphida; Priapulidae. The record is from RefSeq and is a predicted model, not a curated record.
CCAGUCUAUACAGACGGAACAAAUAUGGCAGCCCCCAAUAAAUGUUUCGAAGUCCGUGUCUUGCCCGAUAAGGGUCGCUGUCUGUUUGCUACCCAUGACAUACGCGAGGGCGAACAUAUAUUUGAAGAGGAACCUAUCGCGAGUUGUCAGUUUUUGUGGAAUGCAUUCUAUCAGUAUCGAGCGUGUGACCACUGCAUGAAGCCUUUAGAAACGGCUGAACAGAACGCACGACGUUUAACAGCGAACCCAGAGCUAACAGUGCCUCAUGCCGACAUUUGUACAGUGGAAACAGCUAAGCACGUUGCGUGUCAACGUUGCCAGGUACAAUACUGUUCGAAAGAAUGCAAAGAGAAAGCAUGGAGGUUGUAUCACCGUAUACUCUGCAAAAUAGAAUCAGUUGAUGAUCCAUCCCAUCCUCUCAUAGUGCUGAAGGAAUCAUGGAGGGCCUUGGACAAGGAAAACUUGCUGACUUCACUAUUCAACUUAACAACGAGAACGUUCAAUUUUGAAGACCGAAUCGCGCACAAGCUGCUCGGUGAAAAGUUUCAGGAGCAGAUCGAAUAUUUCCGAAACGUUCUAGCAAGCCAGUUCUGUGAUGCGGAUACCCAGCAGUGGUUCACGCCCGAAGGCUUCCGAUCCAUCCUGGCACUUAUCGCGACGAACGGACAGGGCGUCGGAACAAGCGCACUCAGUGCCUACGUGCACAAAUGUGACACGCUUGACCUCCCGGCCGGUGAGAGAAAACAGCUCGACGCGUUCAUAGAUAAACUUUACGAGGAUAUCGACAGAGAAACCGGACCAUUUUUAAAUUGCGAAGGCUCGGGCGUGUACCUACUACAGAGUGCAGCGAAUCACAGCUGCAUUCCAAAUGCAGAGAUCACCUUUCCCAACAACAACCAUGUGUUGUGUCUAAUAGCAACAACUAGCAUUAACGCCAACGAGGAAAUUUGUAUUUCGUAUCUCGACGAGUGUGCGCGAGGCAGAAGCCGUCACAGUAGACAGAAGACCCUCAGGGAGUACUACCUAUUCAACUGCGAUUGCGCGAAGUGUGCGGCAGAGGCCGACCAACAGGACGUCACGUCUGACGAGGAGGAUGAAGAGGAAGAUGUCGGCUGUCCCGAUGGGGAGGAGGGGGACGACGAUGUAGAGGAAUCAUUUUCCUAGAUGGAGGAGUCGCACAAACCGGCUCGAGUUUGAGUUGGCCUGACGCUGACAGAAUGAUGAAUUUGUAGCGUUUCGAUGGUCGACGUCAGCACCGUCGUGGCAUGCCCUUGCUUUUCGCUUGCGUAUUUAUUCCGCUUUCCGACGUUCGUGAAUCUCGACGCGUGGCCGCUGUGUUGAUCGUUGCACAGAAUGAUGAGGUUGUUUACGUGUGAUGGAGAUUUGUAGACGAGUCGUGGAAGCUUACACAACCAGUUGUUUGAUUCUUGCAUAGCAACUAUAACCCAGGCACUAGACCUUCUGACAGGAAAAAUUCAGCUGCAGUCUGGAUCCAUUCUUCCACGUUCGUAGCGAGAAAUGCCUAAUAUAAUACCGUGAGACCACGAAGUGAAUGAAA